Molecule: messenger RNA, 1682 nt
Organism: Lotus japonicus
Lineage: Eukaryota; Viridiplantae; Streptophyta; Magnoliopsida; Fabales; Fabaceae
Product: probable polygalacturonase
Exons: 6
Coding region: 116-1567 (483 amino acids)
Biological process (GO): carbohydrate metabolic process
Molecular function (GO): polygalacturonase activity
Source: RefSeq, a predicted model, not a curated record
UAAUCAUUUUCAUUGCUUAUUUGGACAAACAAUCCCCAACAUCCCCUAUAAAUACUUGACAUAGCUUCAGUCUCCACAUACACCUCAAACAAAUACCAAAGUGCAUUUUCUUAGCAUGAAGCUCUUGUGGAAAGCUCACAUGAGGGUACAAGUGAUUAGAUUGGUUUAUGCUCUCCUUUUGGUGAUUCUGCUGAGUUCAGAUGUAGCUGAGAGCAGAAAAUCCAAAACAGUCACCACAUCAUUUGUGUACAGUGCUAUAAACUGCAGAGCACAUAGUGCUUCAUUGACAGAUUUUGGUGGUAUUGGGGAUGGAAAGACAUCUAAUACAAAGGCCUUUCAAUCUGCAAUCAGUCACCUGAGUCAGUAUGCUUCUAAAGGAGGGGCUCAGUUGUAUGUUCCUGCUGGGAAAUGGCUUACUGGGAGCUUCAGUCUUACCAGCCACUUCACACUUUACCUCAACAAAGAUGCUGUUCUCCUUGCUUCUCAGAAUAUUAGUGAGUGGCCUGUGAUUGAACCACUCCCAUCCUACGGUAGAGGAAGAGACGCAGCAGCAGGAAGAUAUACUAGCCUCAUAUUUGGAACAAACCUCACUGAUGUUAUUGUCACAGGGGAUAAUGGCACCAUAGAUGGUCAGGGAGCAUUUUGGUGGCAGAAAUUUCACAAGAAAAAGUUGAAGUACACUCGCCCGUACCUGAUUGAGUUGAUGUUCUCAGACAGCAUUCAGAUCUCCAAUCUAACGCUUCUGAAUUCCCCAUCAUGGAAUGUCCAUCCUGUUUAUAGCAGCAAUAUUAUAAUUAAAGGCAUAACCAUUAUCGCUCCUGUCACAUCCCCUAACACUGAUGGCAUCAACCCAGAUUCUUGUACAAAUACCAGAAUUGAAGACUGCUACAUAGUUUCUGGGGAUGACUGUGUGGCAGUGAAGAGUGGGUGGGAUGAAUAUGGCAUAAAAUUUGGAUGGCCCACAAAACAACUAGUAAUCAGAAGGCUGACAUGCAUUUCCCCAUACAGUGCAACCAUUGCCUUGGGAAGUGAGAUGUCAGGUGGGAUCCAAGAUGUCAGAGCAGAGGACAUCACAGCCAUCCACACAGAAUCAGGCAUCAGAAUCAAGACAGCAGUAGGAAGAGGAGGGUAUGUGAAGGACAUAUAUGUCCAGAGAAUGACCAUGCACACAAUGAAAUGGGCAUUUUGGAUGACUGGGAACUAUGGCUCCCAUGCUGAUAAGAACUAUGAUCCUAAUGCCUUGCCUGAGAUCAAAGGCAUCAACUACAGAGACAUGGUAGCAGAUGAAGUGACCAUGGCUGGAAACUUGGAAGGAAUUUCUAAUGACCAGUUUACUGGAAUCUGCAUUGCCAAUGUGACAAUUAGUAUGGCAGCCAAGUCCAAGAAACAGCCUUGGACUUGCAGUGAUGUUGAAGGGAUCACAAGUGGGGUGACUCCUAAGCCAUGCAAUUUGUUGCCUGAUCAGGGGCCUGAGAAAAUCACGACAACAUGUGAAUUUCCCACUGAGACUCUUCCCAUUGAUAUGUUGGAACUUAAGAAAUGUACUUCUAGCAUUAAACUUCCAUGAGCCAUUUGUUAAGAUGUAUCCUGUAGCUUCUUAUUAACUGUUAAAUUGUUCUCCUGUUACCCAAAAAUCCUUGUUCAAGUUCAAAAAUGAAUUGUAUGGUAAAUUAUAGCAGUAA